Procambarus clarkii (red swamp crayfish) is the source of this 1937-nucleotide messenger RNA. NCBI's taxonomy places the organism in Eukaryota, Metazoa, Arthropoda, Malacostraca, Decapoda, Cambaridae. The record is from RefSeq and is a predicted model, not a curated record.
AUGACGGCGGCAGUGAGAGCCGUGAUGCUGCUGCUGCCGGCGGUGCUGCUGCUGCUGCUGCCCUCACAAGUUCAGGGCGGCAAGAGUUACUGCGAGGAGGCUGGCGGGAGAUGUGUUCCCGCCAAAAAAUGUGAAGUUACAAUUUCUAAACUUGGCUGCCAGAGGCAAAAUGAAGUCUGCUGCAUCAACACUCCACCACAAGAUAGCAGUGAAGUGAAGAAAAACAAAACCUAUAGCAAAAGGAACAAUGGAAAGAAAUACAAUAAGAUAAUGAAGAAGAAGGAGCCCAAAAAGAAAUUCAAGAAGAAAUUUAAAUCCGUUUGGGCAGCUGAGGGUAGAGCGGUAGCGAAGAGGACGUGCGCCAGUCUUGGGGGAGCCUGUGUGGCUAAGAGAACCCAGUGCACAAAGGUCAAAGGCACAGGAUGCAUCAAAGGAAAAGAAAAAUGCUCAAAGGCUUCUACCCCUCCUGCAGUUCUGAAAUACCUUUUCCCUGCACACUCCUGCUCCAUUGCCAUCUUCACAGAUGGGUCUAAGUCUACCGACGGUGUAGGCUACCAUGUUGUAUAUCCUGACCACACCUAUAUGUGUCGCCUGCCCCCGGAGACUAGCGGUACGCAGACUUGUAGUAUCCAGUGCCCUCCAGGACCCCCUGGUCCCCCUGGCCUUACUGGUUCCGCGGGGAUUAAUGGUACAACCGGUCCUCCAGGUCCUCCCGGUAAUAAUGGGAUUUCUGGUCCUCCAGGCCCUCCCGGUAGUAAUGGGAGUUCUGGUCCUCCAGGCCCUCCCGGUAAUAAUGGGAGUGAUGGCCUACCAGGUCCUCCCGGUAGUAACGGGAGUGUUGGCCUACCAGGUCCUCCUGGAAAUAAUGGGACUGUUGGCCCACCAGGUCCUCCCGGUAAUGACGGGAAUGAUGGUCAACCAGGUCUUCCCGGCACUGACGGGAAUGUUGGCCCACCAGGUCCUCCCGGUAAUAACGGGAGCGUUGGCCCACCAGGUCCUCCCGGUAAUAACGGGAGCGUUGGCCCGCCAGGUCUUCCCGGUGACAACGGGAGUCCUGGCGCUGUUGGUCCAAAAGGGAUGGACGGUACUCCCGGUACAAACGGUAGUGAUGGUAUACAAGGUGUCCCAGGCGAUCCUGGUGUAAAUGGCAUUAACGGUACUAAUGGGAUACCAGGUACUCCUGGUGAUAAUGGUCUACCUGGUCCUCCAGGUCCUCCAGGAUUUAAUGGUUCCCAGGGCGAUCAAGGACUUCCAGGGCCCCAAGGAGAUCAAGGAAUCCAAGGGCUUCCAGGCCUUCCAGGACCACAGGGAGAUAUUGGGCCACAAGGACCAAAGGGAGACAUUGGACCACAAGGACCAUCAGGAACUAAUGGAAUUCCAGGAACACCCGGGACUAAUGGCACUACAGGAGCAAAGGGAGACAUCGGGCCUCCAGGAUUACCGGGACCUAAAGGGGAUACAGGAUCUCAGGGACUUCCAGGAAACACUGGUCCUACAGGACCUAAAGGAGAUGUUGGACCUGUCGGCCCUUCGGGUCCUCCAGGUCCACCAGGUCCCCCAGGUCCUCCAGGAGAAAAAGGAAGUCCUGGAAAUAGUGGUGGUUAAGGGUAAACAAUUGAAGUUCUUUGUCUACGGUGACUGGAAGGAUGGAAAUGAGUGCAGCUGCGACACCCACAAUCAGGUCUACGGAGAUGGAACAGAUCUGAUAGAUAGCCCAACAGCCUUCCCAAACUUCUGCCUCAGAUGAAGAAACAAUAAAUAUGGAACCAAGAGCCUAUUCAGGCAACUAAAUGUGAUGCAAUAGGAAUUUUGAGAUUAUAUGUAUAAAUGAAGACGAACUUUGUUAUUAAAGUUAAUUAUUAUUGUCACCUGGUAGACCUUGACAUGAUAUGUGCAUUUUUGUAGUUCUCUUACGUGCUGUAACACGUAAGACUCGU